UUCAUUCCAUUUUAUUCAUACUCUCAUAUCAUUCGUGUGUGUGUGUCUGUUUUGCUUUCCAUGCUGCUUCUUCUUCACCAUCUUUCUCUCUUCUUGCUUCUUUAAACAACACAACAUCAACACCUACAUCAAUAUCUGCAUUAACACCCCACCCACAUUCCAAGCUGCAACCUUUCUGUGAUCAUCAUUUGAGAGAGAGAAAUGGGGAAUUCAUUUGGGUGCUCAGCCUCUGGAGAGAGGCUGGUGUCGGCGGCAAGGGACGGCGAUUUGGUUGAGGCCAAGAUGCUUCUAGAAUGCAACCCUUGUCUUGCUAAAUACUCAACCUUUGGUGGCCUCAAUUCCCCUCUUCAUUUUGCAGCUUCCAAGGGCCAUAACGAGAUUGUGGCUUUGUUGCUUGAGAAUGGAGCUGAUGUGAAUUCAAGGAACUAUUGCGGCCAGACGGCUUUGAUGCAAGCUUGUAGAUAUGGUCAUUGGGAAGUUGUUCAAACCCUUCUGCUCUUCAGAUGCAAUGUUGUGAGAUCGGAUUAUCUCAGUGGGAGGACUGCUCUUCACUUUGCAGCUGUGAAUGGGCAUGUAAGAUGCAUUAGACUCGUCAUGGCUGACUUUGUUCCAAGUGCUCCGUAUGAGGCUUUACAUGCUCCCACGGAUGCUGACAUUGAUGACGGAUCAAAUGUUAAAAGCAAACAUGAACAAAGCGCACUGUCCAAGUUUGUAAACAAGGCGGCUGAUGCCGGUAUUACAGCCCUUCAUAUGGCUGCCUUAAAUGGCUAUUUCGAUUGUGUACAACUGCUUCUUGAUCUUAAUGCAAAUGUCUCAGCUGCGACAUUUCACUAUGGAACGGCAAUGGAUUUAAUAGGAGCCGGAAGCACUCCAUUGCAUUAUGCUGCUUGUGGGGGAAAUUUGAAAUGCUGUCAGAUCCUCCUUUCGGGAGGUGCAAGUCGGACAGCUUUGAAUUGCAAUGGAUGGCUUCCACUCGAUGUUGCGAGGAUGUGGGGGCGUCACUGGCUUGAACCAAUAUUAGCACCCACUUCUGAAGCUACAAUACCAUCUUUCCCUCCAUCAAAUUAUUUGUCCUUGCCACUUAUGAGUGUCCUCAACAUAGCCAGAGAGAGUGGAUUGCAAUCAUCUCCUACCUCUUCCGACGAAAUUGAUUUUUGUGCCGUUUGCCUGGAGAGGCCAUGUUCAGUGGCUGCAGAAGGAUGUCGACAUGAGCUUUGUGUUAAAUGUGCACUCUAUCUUUGCUCAACAAGCAAUGUUUCGUCCGAAAUGCUCGGCCCGCCGGGCUCCAUCCCUUGCCCUCUAUGUAGACGUGGAAUUGUCUCUUUUGUCAAGUUACCAGGUUCACAAGCAAGAGAGACUAAAGUCAACGGAUCGCUCGGCUUAUGUACUCCAUGCAUGCUACAUCCACGUGACAUAAAUCGGCCUUCUUUCUUUCAUACACCGGAGAUUCGAAAGAAUCGUGUCGCUUCUAUUCCUUCAGAGAUGCUUUGCCCUGUGACUUGUAGUCCAUUUCCAUCAGUUGCACUUCCUCUAUGUACCUGCAAUGAUGGUCCUUGUCCACCAUUUGAGCCACGAGAAGUUGAAGCUCAAGAUGAAUCGCCUCGUCACUCACAAGUAUCAUCAACGGAUCAGGAUAAAAUGGAAGGGCCAAGAUUGGAGAAAACAACAUGCUCAAGCAUGUUUUGGGGUAGAAGAAGUUGCAGCAGGGAGCAUCAAUGCAAUUCAGAGAUCAACGCUUGAUGCGACGCGACGGAACCCGAGAAGGUGUACGUAUGAUCCUUCUUUUUUGGUGGAUACAGUAUACAAUUUGUUGAAGAAAGAAAGCUUCUAUGCAGAUGUGUUUUCUGGGCACAGGUUGCAUAAUAGGUGAUAAAUAACUUUCUUGCAUUGAUUGCAUUUCAACAUCCCUCAAGCUAUGUAGUUUCCAUCAAUGAUAUUUACCGGGGAUUUCUCUAAUAUUCUGAUUUAGAUUGUUAUUUUAAUUGAUUGCAAUUUGAUUUAAAUUUUUCAUUAGUGAAAUGGUAGGGUGGAAAUAUGUAUCAGAUUAGAAGAUUCUGUAUAUUAUUAUGAAACUUACAAGCCUUUACGAAGUAACAUAUUUGAUCACCAGAUACAUUUGUAAU
Molecule: messenger RNA, 2123 nt
Organism: Arachis stenosperma
Lineage: Eukaryota; Viridiplantae; Streptophyta; Magnoliopsida; Fabales; Fabaceae
Product: E3 ubiquitin-protein ligase XBAT33-like
Exons: 10
Coding region: 202-1740 (512 amino acids)
Biological process (GO): protein targeting to chloroplast
Cellular component (GO): chloroplast outer membrane
Molecular function (GO): chloroplast targeting sequence receptor activity; protein binding
Source: RefSeq, a predicted model, not a curated record